Salvelinus namaycush (lake trout) is the source of this 972-nucleotide messenger RNA. RefSeq names its product pro-adrenomedullin-like. Gene Ontology annotation, biological process: adrenomedullin receptor signaling pathway; positive regulation of heart rate; regulation of systemic arterial blood pressure. NCBI's taxonomy places the organism in Eukaryota, Metazoa, Chordata, Actinopteri, Salmoniformes, Salmonidae. Gene Ontology annotation, cellular component: extracellular region. The transcript is spliced from 4 exons. Gene Ontology annotation, molecular function: adrenomedullin receptor binding; hormone activity. The record is from RefSeq and is a predicted model, not a curated record. Bases 99 to 581 code for a protein of 160 amino acids.
AUUGUAUGCAACUGGGAGCCAUUGGGAUACAUAUUACUCUUUUUCCUCACAACCUCCCGGUGAAGUAAAAUUGUUUUGAGACUGAGGUUCUAGCCAAUAUGAAAGUGGUACUUCAAACCACCAUCUGCUUGUGUGUUCUAGCCACAAUUUUACCUCUGGUGAAAGGCACCAAAGUUGGCCUCAACUCCAACUUGAAAAAGAGAUUUAGAGGCUGGCUACCGAGUCGCAUGAGAGCAGCUCUCCACAGCAGCUCUGCCUUAGACUCAGGGAUCCUCAGUGGACCAGGGCAGAGAGAGGAGACAGACUCCUCUGUAUUUAAUUCCAGGUCCAGAAGAUCCAUUGUGACCUCAGUGAAAAGACCUGGCUGUUCUCUGGGAACAUGCACCCUGCAAAACCUGGUCCAUCGGCUGCACAUCCUCAACAACAGGUUAAAGGUCAACAGAGCCCCGGAGGAUAAGAUCAGCUCGCAGGGUUACGGUCGCCGCCGCCGCAGGUCUCCAUGGUCUCUGCCACAGCUCUAUGCUUUGCUAACUCUCCAAGCAGGGAGAGUGAGAUUGGGCUGGAGCAGCGAGAGCCGCUAAGGACUCCAUCUACAGGCCACCCUGCUCAGACAAACUUGAGUCAGGCAGAGAAGAGGAGUGUCAAUCUAGUGAAUGCCAGGUGCUUUUUUUAAUGUGUCUGGCUGGCUGAGAAUCUACUGAGGUGCUAUUCCUGAGCAUUCCCUUCCUGUGUAGGGGAAAGGAUGGACAAAGCCAAUGGAGCAGGAAAUGAAUUUCAUGCCACUGUGGAUGGAAGAAAGCAGCGGCAGAGGGAAGCGAUAAGAAGUGUCUGGAUUUUCAGUCCAACAUUUCUAGUGUUAAUUCAGGUCAUAAUUUAACACUUAUGGAGUUAAUUUAACAUUCAUUGGUGUAAAACACCAAGUGUUGGUUUUAAUAACCAGAGUUAAACCAAAACCACGCUCAUUAUCAUAUU